Messenger RNA from Engraulis encrasicolus (European anchovy), 1767 nucleotides. Its product is annotated as cyclin-dependent kinase 2-interacting protein-like. The transcript has 5 exons. The record is from RefSeq and is a predicted model, not a curated record. Bases 183 to 830 code for a protein of 215 amino acids. Lineage: Eukaryota; Metazoa; Chordata; Actinopteri; Clupeiformes; Engraulidae.
AUGAAGAUCACAGUACUCUAACGUGCCUGUGUUUCGGUAGAAUAACUCUUUCAAACACCCUGAAAUGUUUUGGCUUAUAUGUUUAUGUGAAGAGAUUUGUUUUUAACUUAAUAAGCUGUUUCACUACGAUGCCUGUCUUGUGAAUAUUCCGUAACUUUAAGAGUGUUUGACACAGACACAACAUGGAUGAGAAUGUAACCCCUGGCAGAAAAGGAAACCUGACUGGAAGUGCAAGGAAGCUGAAGGACAAUGCUGCUGACUGGCACAACUUUAGCUUGAAGUGGGAGCGACUGAACGAUGAAGGAUCUGCCCAUGCAACGAAAAUAGUCAACCUGGUGUUAACCAAAGAGCCAGUGAAGGAGACCAGUCUGAUGUCAGGGGAUGAGUCGACCCAGUCAGGCCCGGGGCAUACUGGAGCCGGCCCACAGUCAUCUCGCCCUGAACUCCACAGAGACCUUGAAGAGGAGUGCACCAAACUGCAGGACAUUGUGGAGAAAAUGGCACACAUGGUGUCAAAAAUGGAAAAAAUGGCCUCGUCUGAGAACGGCAUCUGCGAGCUGGAGGCCUUUCAGUUUGGAGAUAAAGGAAGGGACGCUCCCCUCUUUCUUACAUGGCCCACCUCUCAGUUUGCGGAGGUGUCCAGCCGGUUGCUGAGCUGCUACAGGCAGGAGUUGGCCCUGAAGCAGCUCCUGCUGGGCCUGCUGGCCCACACCCCAGACCCACAGCUCUCCAUGGUCUACCUCUCGGCCUGGCUCUACCAGCCCUACAUAGACGACCAGGCCAAACUGCUGCUGGAGGGUCUGCUCCUUGAAACAGGCCACCGGACUUAGGAGAAAGAGGAAAAAAAAGCGACGCCACGUCAGUUAACAUAUGUGGCGGAUAACUCUUGGGCUGGCUGAACGAGACUCUCUCUCUCGUAGACGACCAGGUCAAACUGCUGCUGGAGGGUCUGCUCCUCGAAACAGGCCAACGGACUUAGGAGAAAAAAAAUCCAUCCCCAACACGCUACGUCAGUUAAUGUAUGUGGCGGAUAACUGUCUUGGGCUGGCUGAACGAGACUCUCGUAGACGACCAGGUCAAACUGCCGUGGGUGGCGUGCUCCUCCUCGAAACAGCCCAUGGGCCGCACCAGCUUUCAAACGCCCAAUAUCUUCAACGAGAAUCAGCUGCUGUGGCUUGGACACUAUGUAUGAUCCAACUAGUGGUCUCUAUCUGUAUGGUAACUGUACAAUGCCAUGCCAUGUGAGUGACUGACAGUUAAGGAGUUUUGGUGAAAGAUCGCACCUCCAACGGCAGGUUAGGACUUGCUUGUUGCACACAGCAUAAGAGGACGAGAGGCGUUACGUCAUCGUGAGACUUCAUGUACUGUAGUCCUAUCGAAUGGUACCAUUUACAAAUGCAUCAGAUGUCUUUGCUGUCUUAUUACAUUCUUAUUUGCUUGACAAGGAAUCAUUGUUGCUUUGUCACAUAACACUACUAGUUGUCAAUGUGGGGCACACAAAGACACACACGCCAUUGAGUUUCUGGAGACAAUGUUUAAUUUUCCCCUUCAACAUUAUGUCCCACUUGAUAUUUUUCAAACAUAUUAUGAUUGAAAAGAAAACAAAAACACAUGACAGUGGAAUAUUUAUAUUAAAAAAGUAAUAAAAUAGUGCAACAACUUCAAAGACUGCCUUCAAACGGGACACUUAUCUACAUAUAAACAGGUCACAGACAACUGUAGUCAACAAAGAGCUACAAAUCUAUACAAAGGAACAGAAACACAGAA